UAAUUAAAUUCAUUAACAAAUUCUAUGCUCUCCAUUUCCUUAUCUUUCUUCUUCUUCUUCUUCUUCUUCCUCGAUCUCCAAUGUUCUCUCUUCUUGCAAAAGAAAAGAUUCUAAAUAGAUAGUAUAAAGCUUGGAUAUCUUUUACUUGUUGGUGGUGUGAAUAAAAAAACUGAUAUAUAUAUAUAUAUACGCUUAUUGAUAGAGAUAUAAUUAAAGAUGGAUUUGGUGAAUUCGUUCUUGAAUUUCGUGGUGCCACCAGCGAGCUUGUUGAUGCUUGCGUUUUCAUGGCCGACUUUGUCAUUCAUCAAUGUUUGUGAGUGGAUUUAUGAUACUUACUUCAGAGAAAUUGAUAUGGACAACAAGGUCGCCGUCAUCACUGGCGCUUCUUCUGGAAUUGGAGAACAAAUUGCCUAUGAAUAUGCAAAGAGAGGGGCCAAUCUUGUGCUGGUUGCACGAAGAGACACCAGACUCCGGGGAAUUGCUGAAAAUGCUCGGCGCUUGGGUUCAAGGAAUGUGUUGAUAAUGGCUGCGGACGUUGUCAAGGAAGACGAUUGUCGAAGAUUCAUCACGGAAGCCAUAAACUUUUAUGGCCGAGUGGAUCAUCUAGUAAACACAGCAAGUUUGGGCCACACUUUCUUUUUUGAGGAAGCUACUGAUCCAUCAGUGUUUCCAAUACUAUUGGACAUAAACUUUUGGGGCAAUAUUUAUCCUACAUAUGUUGCUCUUCCUUAUCUCCGCCAAACAAAGGGUCGCAUUGUCGUCAAUGCAUCUGUAGAGAAUUGGUUACCAUUACCAAGGAUGAGCUUAUAUGCCGCGGCGAAAGCGGCGUUGAUAAACUUCUACGAGACAUUGAGGUUUGAGGUGAAGGAUAAUGUUGGAAUUACAAUUGCGACACACGGCUGGAUAGGAACAGAAAUGGCCCGUGGAAGAUUCAUGGUAGAGGAAGGUGCAGAGAUGCAAUGGAAAGAAGAAAGAGAAGUACAUGUGACCGGAGGUCCAGUGGAGGAGUUUGCAAAAUUGAUUGUGGACGGGGCAUGUAGAGGGAACGCGUAUGUAAAAUACCCGAGCUGGUACGACGUAUUCUUCGUGUUCAGGGUGUUUGCUCCUAAUAUAUUAUACUGGACCUUGCAAAUGCUGUCUACAAACCAUGUGGUGAGAAGGACAUCUUACAUUGGGACUGGAAGGCCACUUUAUUUGGAAGGUUCACCUCCGAGGAAAUUUCUUACAGCCGGUCCUAGUACUCAAGUACCUGUUCAACAGCAGCUGAAAAUGGAAUGAAUGACGUCCGAACUUUUUUGGUCCUGCAUUUAGAUUCUCCUUUACCUUAUCUUGUUUCGCGGGAUUUCUUAUGCUGAAGGAUUUGUCAUUUGUGGUUGAUAAAUUUGUGUCAAACAUGGUUUGGGAAACUUUCAUUGCAGAGUGAAGGAGACAUUAAUAAAUUAAGGUCAUUUAUUUACAAUUUUGUACUGACAACUUUUCUGCUUUCCUUUAUAUGUGAUAUGAAGACGAGUGAAAUUGUACAAUUUGUCAUCGGUCCUGUGACAAAACUAUAGUAGGUCAUCGGUCCUGUAAGUAACAAAUUGUUUCCUUUUUGUGACUUCAACAACUUAUAAUUAAACGUCC
Messenger RNA from Oldenlandia corymbosa var. corymbosa, 1623 nucleotides. NCBI's taxonomy places the organism in Eukaryota, Viridiplantae, Streptophyta, Magnoliopsida, Gentianales, Rubiaceae. The record is from the annotation of a GenBank genome assembly.